This is a messenger RNA of Diospyros lotus (date-plum), 1047 nucleotides long. RefSeq names its product F-box protein SKIP5. NCBI's taxonomy places the organism in Eukaryota, Viridiplantae, Streptophyta, Magnoliopsida, Ericales, Ebenaceae. The transcript is spliced from 5 exons. The record is from RefSeq and is a predicted model, not a curated record. Bases 110 to 886 code for a protein of 258 amino acids. Gene Ontology annotation, molecular function: protein binding.
AAGGGUGAAAAAUCAAGAACUGAUAAGAGAGCAGCAGAGGUGGAAACGGAGGGGGUGGGCCGGGCAAAAUCCCCAAAGCUGAACUGGCAUUGAGGGAAUCGGAAUUGAAAUGGGAAUGGAGGAGGAGCGAAAGUCGAAGCGAUUCACGAAACAGUCGUUGACGGCGUCUUCGCCACAUAUAAACAAUCUGGACGAUGGCUGUCUCAUGCACAUCUUCAGCUUCCUAGCCCCGAUUCCAGAUCGGUAUAACACCGCCCUCGUUUGCCACAGAUGGCAUUUCCUGGCAUGUCAUCCUCGUCUUUGGCUGAGAGUAGAUCGGUCUGCCAAAGAUUUAUCUCAGCCUGGAGUUUUCCCCAACAUAGAAACAGCCGUCUCUACUGCAAGGCCUGGUGACACCAUUCUGAUUGCAGCGGGUGGGACUCAUCUGGCAUCUAAUAUUCAGAUUAAGAAGCCCCUUUGUCUGAUUGGUGGAGGUGAGCUUGCAGAUGAUACAAUACUUAUCUGUACCAGAGGUUCAGACAGUGCAUUGGAGUUCUUGUCUACCUGUAAAUUGGCAAACCUGACGGUGAAGGCGGAGCUGGGCUGUUGCUUGCUUCAUAGGAGUGGGAGGCUGAUUAUCGAUGGCUGUAUUCUCCAAUGCGAAUCCAAUCCCUUAGACCACCUUUCCUAUCCAAUAAUGAGCACAGCUAAUAGUUCUGAGGUAUUCCGGUCACUAGUUAAGGGUCGCGGUGAUGGUGUCUCGGUUUCUCGAACUCGUAUCGAAGGAGGCGCGAAAGCCGUUUUAACCAGUGGAACCCUCUCGCUGCAGCGGGUUCGAGUCAUUUAUGCUCGAACUUCGGUCUUUUUCUGGUUUGAUGUAGAACAGAUGCAGAGCUUUUCUGAAUGACCAAUCAGCUAUGCUUCAUUGUUGCAUUGUUUCUGUGUGGAUGGUAUGCUGUCGUGUUGGCUGUUUUUAUCUCUAGGAUAAACGUUUACUGUAUGGAUUUGGUGUAAAUUAUGGGGUUCACUAUGCCAUGAUUUAAUGGUUAAUCUACUUUUUCUGAAUCA